Entrophospora candida is the source of this 1278-nucleotide messenger RNA. The record is from the annotation of a GenBank genome assembly. NCBI's taxonomy places the organism in Eukaryota, Fungi, Glomeromycota, Glomeromycetes, Entrophosporales, Entrophosporaceae.
CCGAUACAAUCGAUACAACCAUCACAACCACCACCAUACUUACCUCACCUUUACUCUUAUCCACCUCCAUUGCCUCCACCUCCUCAUAUUGCUCCAAUACAACAGCAAUUACCAUUACCACAACACCAAUCCUCUUCUUCUUUAACACAUAAUAGUAAUAAUAAUUCUGAUGAUGUAAAUUCCAGGGAAAUGUAUGAAUAUAAAGCACCUUGGACAGUCUAUGGAUUAGAUUGGUCAAAUAAACCAGGAGAAAAGGCUUUUCAAUUGGCUUUAGGAAGCCUUAUCGAAGGUUACCCUAAUAAGCUUCAAAUCAUUACACUUGCAGAACUUGCACAUGAUGAUUCUUAUUAUCAUCGUCAAUAUUCAAAUUCUGAUUUUGUUAAAAUAGCUGAAACAGAUUAUCACUAUCCCAUCACAAAAGUAUUAUGGGAACCAUAUAAGGGUGGUUUGAAUGAUCUUUUGGCGACAACUGGCGAUUAUUUAAGAAUAUGGGAAAUCGUUGAAGAUAUGGAUGGUGGUGGCGAAAGUAAUACAAUUGGUUCAAAUCGUUAUUCUGGAUUUAAACAAAGACUUGUCGAGAGAGAAUCACUUAUAAAUGAGAGAGAAAGCUUUGGUGCACCUUUAACAUCAUUUGAUUGGAAUGAGAUUGAUCCAACACUAAUAGUUACAUCUAGUAUAGAUACGACAUGUGCUGUGUGGAAUAUUGAAACUAAACAAUUAAAAACACAUUUAAUUGCUCAUGAUGAAGAGGUUUAUGAUGUAGCAUUUGUUACUAAUUCAGUUGAUGCUUUUGUGAGCGUUGGAGCUGAUGAAAGUGUAAGAUUAUUUGAUUUAAGAUCAUUAAAAAGGUCCACAAUUAUUUAUGAAAUGCCACGUCAACCUAACAAUAACAUAUAUUCCAAUCAUAAUCAACAACAACCACAAUCACCGUUUCUUCAUUUAUGUUUUAAUAAAAUAGAAGCAAAUUAUUUGGCAACUUUUCAUAUGAAUUCUCCAAAAGUAAUAAUAUUGGAUAUCAGAAAUCCCGGUACACCAGUUACUGAAUUGGAUGGUCACCUUGGUACAGUCAAUUGUGUUAAUUGGUCUCCAAAUUCAUCUAAUAGUUUAUGUAGUGGUGGUGAUGAUUGUCAGGUUCUUAUAUGGGAUAUUAAAAAUUUAUCAUCCACAUCUGUACCUAAUCCUAUCAUCACUAAAUAUCACAAAGAUGCAACCGAAAUGAGUCAAUUGAAUUGGAGUACUAGGUGUCCUGAAUGGCUGGCGAUGGCGUUUGGAAAUACU